Phodopus roborovskii (desert hamster) is the source of this 1374-nucleotide messenger RNA. Its product is annotated as zinc finger protein 45-like. The record is from RefSeq and is a predicted model, not a curated record. Gene Ontology annotation, molecular function: RNA polymerase II cis-regulatory region sequence-specific DNA binding; DNA-binding transcription factor activity, RNA polymerase II-specific. Lineage: Eukaryota; Metazoa; Chordata; Mammalia; Rodentia; Cricetidae. Gene Ontology annotation, biological process: regulation of transcription by RNA polymerase II.
AUGACCGAGUUCAGGGAGGCGGUGACACUCGGGGACGUGGCCGUGGUCUUCAGCGAGGAGGAGCUGGGGCUGCUGGACACUGCGCAGAGGAAGCUGUACCGUGAGGUGAUGCUGGAGACCUUCAGGACGCUGCUGUCAGUGGGAGCCAGGAAUCUAGAUGAGACAGAGUCGCUUCAGGAGGUAGGAUGGAGGUACCUGCCGCACGAGGAGCUUUUCUGCUCAGGAAUCUGGCACCAAGUUUCCAGGGAGUUAACCCAGGGUGGAGACGGCACGGGGAACACCGGGGCAGCUGGCUCUGCACUGGGGAACCAGGAUGCUGUCCAGUGCGAAGAAGCGGAGUUCAGCAAACAUCCCGGGCAGAAUUCACGGCCUCAACUCCACUGUGGAAUGAACGGUGGUGACGAGCCUCACCAAGAGGAGAUGAGCGAGAAAGACUCCAACUGGGACUCGGGUCUUCCAGUGAAGGGGCAGGCCCAUGCAGGAGAGAGGAGGUGGAAAUGCGGCAGCUCCUUCUGCCGGCUGUCUGGUCUCCAAGCUCAUCAGGUAAGGCACACUGGAGAGAAACCAUACAAGUGUGAAGAAUGUGGAAAGGGCUUCACUCGGGCCUCAACGCUCCUGGACCAUCAGCGAGGCCACGCUGGAAACAAGCCCUACCAGUGCAAUGCUUGUUGGAAGAGUUUCUGUCGCAGCUCAGAAUUUCACAACCACCUAAGAGUGCACACGGGAGAAAAGCCCUACGCGUGUGGGGAGUGUGGCAAAGGCUUCAGCCAGGCCUCGCAUCUUCUGGCCCAUCAGAGAGGCCACACUGGCGAGAAGCCCUACAGGUGCAGCACGUGUGGGAAGGGCUUCAGCUGGAGUUCAGAUCUUAACGUUCACGGUCGCAUCCACACGGGAGAGAAGCCCUACAAAUGCCGGAAGUGUGGGAAAGCCUUCGGUCGAGUCUCGGUUCUCCAAGUGCAUCAGUGGGUCCACAGUGAAGAGAAACCGUUUCAGUGUGCAGAGUGUGGGAAGGGAUUCACCGUGGAGUCACACCUUCAAGCCCACCGGAGGUCCCACACCGGAGAAAGACCCUACCAGUGUGAGGACUGCGGGAGAGGCUUCUACCGCGCCUCCAAUUCUCUAGCUCACCGCGGGGUCCACACAGGAGAAAAACCGUACCCGUGCGAUGUGUGUGGCAAACGCUUCCGGCAGAGGUCCUACCUCCGUGACCACCACAGGACCCACACUGGAGAGAAACCGUACAAGUGUGAGGCGUGUGGCAAAGGGUUCAGCUGGAGCUCAAGCCUCCUGAUUCACCAGCGAGGCCACGCUGACAACGAGGGGCACAGGGAUUUCCCUGCACCCGAGGACUCGCCCAGGAAACACGCACUAUAG